Misgurnus anguillicaudatus (oriental weatherfish) is the source of this 4952-nucleotide messenger RNA. It is a transcript of the gene tdrd12, whose product is annotated as tudor domain containing 12. Gene Ontology annotation, biological process: germ-line stem cell division. NCBI's taxonomy places the organism in Eukaryota, Metazoa, Chordata, Actinopteri, Cypriniformes, Cobitidae. The record is from RefSeq and is a predicted model, not a curated record.
UGUGGGAUUAUUUUAAAUCAGAAAAAAAUCCAUCUAUUUUCUCUGUCAAGUAAUCUUAAUGAAAAUAUAUCCUACUAAAAGGUGUAAAACGACACAUACUGAUAAUUUGCACCAGAUCAACAUAUAAAAUAAAAUCCACACAAAAACAAAAGCGUCCCAAAGGAGCGAUCGUAGUUUGACAUCAACGUAUCGCGAGAACGAUCAACGAAAAGUGUGCAUCAGAAUCGCUCUCGCGAUAGUUGAUGUCAAACUGAGAUCGAUCUGCGCAACGCUGCAUAAGGUCCAACCAUCUCACCUAAAGGAAAAUUUCUUUGGACGGCACGUGAAGCUCUGACCUGAUUGGCAGAUGACGUCACCUUGUUACACGUGCACCGCGCGUUUCUCUCAUCACCAGUAGGAGGUUUACCUGUGGAAAUCAGAGAAAUGCUAGAAAUACAAAUAAUCAAGAUUGAGGAUCCAGGAUGUCUGUGGGGUCGGGUUCUUAAAGGACCUGGCAUUCAGCCGGACGUUCCAGAGGAAUAUGACAACCUGAGGGUUAAAAUGAAUCUCUUCUAUCACGAGUUUGACCUGGAUGUAAAGAAAUUAAAACCUGCUGAACUGAAGGAGGGGAUGGUUUGUGUGGUGUUCAGCCCGGUUCGGAAGAUUUGGUGUCGGGCUAUGGUGGAGUCACUCUUUCAGGGAAUAGCGGGUAGCCAGGCCAUGUGCUUCUUAGUAGACUAUGGAGAUCAUGUGAACGUCAAAACAGAUGAUGUAAGAACUCCUCUUGAGAAGUUCCUGCAGCUUCCCUUCAGGGUGAGACGCUUUAAACUGGCUGGAAUCCGUCCUAUGACACUACAGGUGUCCAUCUACAAUGAUAAUGCUGAGCUUGUUCCAUCUUCUGUAUGGGACAGCUCUUCUACGAAAUACCUGCACAACCUUUUACAAGUGUCCACUCUGGUUGAAGCUGUUCUGUGUGAAACAAAUGCAGACUGUUCUUCUAUUGAACUCUACCUGACUAUUAAAAACACAAAGAUCUGUGUGAACCAUGAGCUCGUGGUGAAGAAGUUUGCAUGUUUCUGGAAUGAGAAGUCCAGUACGAUGGAAAGGGAUGGAGACCGCGCUCCGGUCAGCCUGGCGUGGGACAUCUACUCCAGUCCUCAUCAGCUCUUGGAGAUGAAUGGCUGUUGUCCAGUCAAAGCUCCACCCACAGACAUCUUCAUCACGGAGGAGAGGAAAGAGGAGCCACAGACAGAAAAGGGGCAGCAGGAACCACAUGUGAUGGAAAACGGGCAGCAUGAACCACAAGUUUUGGAAAAGGGGCAGCAGGAACCACAAAUGUUGGAGCAAACACACAAGCCAUCUCGGGUUAAACUUUCUAAAGUCCCCGAGCUGGCUCACAAUGUUGGAACAUACACUAUUGGUAGAGGCUGGCGUAUCAGAGCCGAAGCCACUGACAUCUAUACAGAUAAACCUGCAGCACAAUUACAAUACAAGAGGUUUCUAGACAGCAUUUUACCUUCACAACAGGUUUCUAAAUCUGAUGGAGAGAAGCCGAGCAGUCCUGUUGUAACAGACAGUGAGAACAGUUCAGCACCCGAACAAGAGGAGAAUCAAUCACUAUGUUCGAGUGGCUCUUCAGAGAAACCAGAUGAAGCAGCUCUCUCACAGGAGCCCAGUCUUGAUGAUCAGCUCGCCUGUUCUAGGCUCUUGCAGUUCCUGAGUCCUGAUCCGCUGAAUCUAGACCAAGAACAUUCUGAAGACAAAGUCGUGCGGUCUAAUCCAGGUCACGCUGGAGUUUUAGUGCAUUCGGCUCUUCCUGUAAACCCCUGCAGCAGCCUGACCCGAGCCCCCAUCAGCGAACACUUCAGAAAGUUCCUGCUGUGGAAAAAGUACACUGGGCCGAAUUUAGGGGAGAGAUACUGUUGGCCGGCUGUGGCCCGGGGUUGUGACACGCUUCUGGUGUCACACACUGGUGACAAUCCUCUCUCUUAUAUCCCACCACUGCUGAUGCACCUACAGGUGGUUUCUACCGUGUCCAACAUCGCCGCUCGCAUUGGGCCGGUAGCAGUGAUCUUGUGUCCAGGCUGGGAGAAGGUUCAGACGGUGUUGGAUCUUCUAGAGGAGAGCAAAGCAACUCACAACCUUCAUCCCACCAGUGUGCUUCUUGGUGUGGACCAGAACGAGCCUAAAAAGAUCAAGAUCCAAAGAAACUGUCAGUUGCUUGUGACGACGCCGUUUACCAUGAUGAGACUGCUGGAUGCUCAGUGCUUUCUUUUCCUGAGACUCUGCCACCUCGUGCUGGAUGAGGUUAAUGUCCUUUAUUCACAGGCUCCUGAACAGCUGACAGUGAUCCUGAAGCACUUCCAGAAGGUGGUGUCUGGAGAGGAGCGGGCCUCGUGCCCCAGGCAGAUUAUCGCAGUGGGCAGCCGCUGGUGUGCUGGGAUGGAGGGUCUGGUCAGGGACUACAUGAUUUAUCCCUCUAUUAUCAUAAGCGUGAUGGAGGAGGCUGCGCUGUAUGGUAGCGUACAUCAGACGGUUCAUUUGUGUCUGGACUGCGAUAAGAUCUCAGUGCUGCUCAGCUUUUUGGAUCUCCACCCCUCCAAACCCCAGAAGACCCUUAUUAUCACCAAUUCACCAGAGGACACAGAGCAUGUGUACAAGGCUGUGGUCAACACUGCUGUGUUUACACUGAAAGCUCAUGAAGAUGCGACGGACCAGUUUAACUUUGUGAAUGAUCAGUGGAGAAAAGACAUCGGCCCUGGAACACAAGUCGUUCUCGUUACAACCAACGACUGUCUUAAACCUCUUGGUAUUAGAGAUGCCACACGUGUGGUCCAUUAUGGGUUCCCCAGCUCUCCUAAGCUCUUCGGCAGCCGUCUCUUCUGCAUGUCGGAGAAUUUCAGAAACAUCUCAGAGCCGGAUCACAGCGAGAGCUCGUCUCCGGCGGCACAGUCCGUGAUGCUCCUGUCAGAGCAGAACGCCCGUCAUGUGUGCGGUGUGCUGCGGUACCUGAGGAGAGCCGGGGCUCUUCUGCCACCUGAGCUCCUUCAGUUUGCUCUGGGUGUCCAGCAUGCCAAAGAGGAGCAAAAAGCCAACAGACCUCUCUGCUGCUCUCUUAAGAGCUUCGGCUUCUGCAGAGACAACGUCAUUUGUCCAGAUAGACACACAAUCAACAAUACACUGGACCAUCCGCUUCACCCUGAUUCUGGAUCUGUCAUGGUUUUGCCGCUGUCCAUCAAAACGGCAAGUGUGUAUUAUGGCCGUGUUACGAGACAGAAGGAGGACGCUUACGAGACCCUUGCUGCUCAGAUGAAGACUCACUACAGCAAUGAAAGACGCGGUGCUGUGGAUGUGGUGGUGGGAGAACUUUACGCCAUUCAAGAGGAGGAUCUUUAUAACAGGGUGCGUGUGAUUGAGGUGCCAGAUAAAGGAGAACGGAUGUUCAGCAGCGUCAUCGCCUACUUUGUAGAUGAAGGGCGUACACAGGAAGUGAAGUCACACCAGCUUCUCCAGCUUCCUCCUCAGUUCCAGGAGUUGCGAGAUCAGGCGGUGGAGAUCAUUCUCUGCAGGGCUCAGCCCAUUGAUGGAGAGGUUGACUGGAACCCAAAGGUCACCAGAGCAAUCAGUCAGAAAAUCAAAGGAAAGCUGCAUCAGGCUAAAGUGGUGAUGUGUGUAGGCAAUGCUGUGUGGGUUGAUCCAAUGGUGCGCAUGACACGUGUGCCGGGCCUGAAGACUUACAUUAAUGAGUAUAAUGUUCAUGCUGAGAUCUUGGCCUCUGGGUUUGGUGUCAAUAACCCUCAACACUUGGAUCUGCUGAAGAGGGUUUUCCAUGGAGAAGACAACCCCACCCCAAUGGAUCAACACCAGAGUGACAGGUUAGAAAGCUCCUCAGUGUCCUCACAGCUGAAAGAUCAUAAUACAGAAGAGCUCUGUAAGACCUCAGAGGGUUCUGCCCUGGUCCAUGAUGUGCUCAAAAACACUGAUGUAGAAAACUCUUCAGAGGCAAACAUCAAGAUCAUGAGCCCUUCUGCCCUGAAUGGAUUCUCAUCUUCAAACCAAUCCAGAUCCUCAAGCCCUGAACCAGAUGAUCAUAUAAUUAAAGAUGACAAACUGAAUGUAAAGGAACUACAGACUGUUAAUAUACUGAAAAACUUGAACAAUUCUGGCAUCAUCUCAUCCCAGCCUACCAGUUUUCACCCACAGAUCAAAUGGUUUCAGAGAGGCGAGUUCAUCACUGUCUCUAUUAAACUCAUCAGUCCAGUGAUGCAGAAGUGUGAAUUUUAUUCCGACACAGUCAUUUACAGUGGUUAUGUGAAUGAGCGUCAUUACUUUGCGAAGCUUGAGCUGUUCGGUGACAUCAUCACGGAGGAGUGCUCAUGGGAAAUGAUGUGUAACGAGCCUGUGAUGAAGCUGAGGAAAAAGGAGAACAAAGACUGGAAAACACUUCUUAAGCACAAGAGUUCAUUUGUCAGCUAUGAAUUUGACCACAUUGAUGACGCUGUGGUUUCUACGGUAAAUGUGCAUUCGUUCUGGGCAGAUGUGGGUGAGGAGGGCUAUUACAUCAGCUCGGAGUCCUCCAGUGACAGUGAUUGAACACAAUGAAUGUCAAAUACAAAACUGCUACACAGCAAAUGUAUUGAUUUAUAUCUGUUUUGCAUAAGAAUGGUUAUGAAGCUUUACAAUAGGGUUCUGAGUAACACUUUACUAUUUAAGGUUGCAUUUGUUAACAUUAUUAAAACUAACAACUUUAGUUUACGUGAAAUAACAAUAAGCAAUACUUCUGUUUGUCAUUUAUUAAUUUUAGUUCAUGUUAAUUUCAGCAUUCACAAAAACGUAUAGAUUAUCUAAUGCACAUUAAAUUACAUGAACAGUCGUAUUGGUAUUGAUAAAUGUUGUGAAAAUAUAUUGCUCAUUGUUAGUUUAUCUUAGCUCACUGCAAAAAAUUAUUUUCUUACUUAGUAUUUUUGUCUUGU